Orbilia oligospora ATCC 24927 is the source of this 1425-nucleotide messenger RNA. RefSeq lists its product as uncharacterized. The transcript has a single exon. Gene Ontology annotation, molecular function: UDP-glucose 4-epimerase activity. Gene Ontology annotation, biological process: beta-D-galactose catabolic process via UDP-galactose, Leloir pathway. Gene Ontology annotation, cellular component: cytosol. Bases 1 to 1425 code for a protein of 474 amino acids. The record is from RefSeq and is a predicted model, not a curated record. Lineage: Eukaryota; Fungi; Ascomycota; Orbiliomycetes; Orbiliales; Orbiliaceae.
AUGGAUUCUCGGUUCGAUAAGGGGGAUGUUAUGCCAGUAUUAUCUCUGAGGGCUCAUUGGUUUGGCCUAACAAGUCUUGUUCGGCAGCAUAUCUACCUCGCUACCGUCAACCCCUUUCAUGAAAACGGGCUUUCAAGCGCAGAAAAUCCUCUCGCUAAUUGGACCUCGUCUCCUCGGCCAACCCCCUGGUGGCAUGAAAGAUACCACAAGCGAUUAAUCAAACAGGUCAUCAAUCUACUGACUUCGUUACCAUGUUAUCUCUACGAACCGUUCGGCGGGGCCCGGAAUCCAGUGGUUCUCGUUACCAGCGGCUUAGGAUACGUGGGCAGUCAUGUCUGCAUUGAACUUCUGCGCAAGGGCUAUACCAUUCUAAUUGUCGAUGAUUUGACGAAUUCUUUCGGCAGCGUGGUACAAGAUAUCAGGCUAACGCUGGAAGCGUCCGGUCUGGGGAAUUUGCCGUCAAGGAGAUUAAUACACAUUCCGAUCGAUUAUGGAGACCCCAUUUCCCUAGAUCGGGCCCUAGUCUUCUACAGCCGGUACCUAAGGGUUACGGGAGUAAUACAUCUUGCCGCGUCGAAGUCCGUUGCGGAGAGCUUGAAAAAUCCUUGGAAAUAUUAUGAAAAUAAUGUGAUCAAGAUGGAAAGAUUCUUAAGGGUACUAGGGAAACAUGGGAUUCGAAACGUUGUAUUCUCGUCAUCGGCGACGGCUUACGGAUGCUUACCAUCAGAAAUGGCGUCCAAGGCGUUGAAUGAGGAUAUGGUACCCAUCAUCGGACUUGACGUCGAUAUAAAGGAUACGACUGCUGGGUUAACGCCAUACGGCAUUUCAAAGAUAUUCGGCGAAGCGAUGAUCAAGAAGUUCGUGGAUGAUCAUCCUAGACGGAGAGCUGUGGUGUUUAGGCUCUUCAACCCGGUUGGCAGCGAUCCCUCCAGUUAUCUAAAGGAGAAUCCGAGAGAUUAUCAAUGGUGUGUUGGAGGGGUUAUGCAAAUGAUUAAGAAAGCUGUAGUGGAUGAUACAGUGUUUCAAGUUUUUGGAGGAAGUGGGGAUGGCGGAGAUGGUAGCUGUAUUAGGGAUUUUGUGCACGUGGGGGAUAUUGCGAGGGGGUUUGUCAUGGGGUUUGAGGAUUGUCUACGUGCAGACGAGACGAAGAAAAGAUGUAAAGUGUAUAACCUAGCAAGUGGAAAGGGGGUUUCUGUUAAGCAACUUUUGAAGGAGGUGGAAAAUGAAAGUGGGGCGAUUGUGAAGAUUGAGGAUUGUCAGAAGAGGAGGGAAGGGGAUGUGCCUAUUUCGAUUGGAGACAUGGAAAAGGUUAGAAAUGACUUGGGGUGGAGGCCUGAGGCGAGGCUCACCGAUAUUUGUAAGCACUUUUGUAGGGCUUAUGGUAUUGGAAAAUAUGCUGGAGAAGGAUCAUAUUCUCGAAAUUGA